AUGACUGCGUGUGCUGAGAAGGAGGGUGCACAUGCGUGCGACUGUUUCCGCUCCUUCCACCCCCAGGCCUUCCUGUUCCUGCGAUUCGAUGACUACAUGGCCAACCCCCGCCUGCACAUCGCCCAAACGCUCGACUUCCUCGGCUUCCCCGCUGCUGACGUGGCAGAGGAGCAGUGGGCAGGGAUCAUUGACCUAGAGCGAGUGGAGCAGCGGCCGGAGGGCGUGGCGAGGGCUGAGCUGGACGGGGUCACACGAGAGUACCUAAAAGCGUUCUUCGCGCCUUUCAAUGCGGAUCUGGUGCGGUUGCUGCGUGAUGACAACUUUGGUGUGCUCAUGCUUGUGGUGCUCACUGGACGGUCUUCACUUUCCGAGGGAGAUCAAGCACAUCGUGGUGUGGCGAGCCUCAAGCACCCCACCAUGGACGCCCCUCCCGGGGAUGCUGUGCAGCGCUUGGCUGAGUUGGCAGUGAGUUGCACCGUGGAGCGCACUGCAAGUCACCCAAACAUGGCACUCAUUUCCAACGAAUUGCAGACUGUCAGGGAGGAGGUGGCGGGGAAAGAGGAAUCUGGUGCUGCCAUCAAGGUGGAUGCGCAGGUCCAGGAGAUGAAGGAUGCUGUUGCGGUUGAGGACAGCCUGGAGAUACAACUUCAAAUUAUCGAGGAUAGCGGCAGCUUCAUCACUGAAGACCCAGUCUAG
Molecule: messenger RNA, 696 nt
Organism: Closterium sp. Naga37s-1
Lineage: Eukaryota; Viridiplantae; Streptophyta; Zygnematophyceae; Desmidiales; Closteriaceae
Source: the annotation of a GenBank genome assembly